CUUGUGUGUCGUCAAACCGCUGAUCCUGCAAGCUAACUAGCUCAGUCGUAGAGCAACCGACGAAGGAAAUCGUCGGUUGCUAACCAGACACGUUGACAGCUAGCAGGCUACCACAGCAGAACUACGUGGUCUCAACCCUGCACUGCUGUCGCCGUUCUAUCAAGCAAAUCUCUCAUGUCAACGACACUCUUCACAAAGUGGUCCCUAUUGCUAUGAGGAUCUCUAGAGCCCAGCUGUAAGCCUGAGCCAUGAACUCAGUGUCUCCCAGUGCAGUUCAGUAUGUGGGGGGAGUAGGAGUGGUGGGUCAGGAUGACACCCUCCAGAGAGAGGAGACCAAGAGGCCACAGCAGCCCCAGCUGGUGGACCCUGGCGGAGGAUGUAGCUUUGGGAACCGGCAGGGUACUGAUGUCGGUGGGGGUGGAACCAGGGAGGCCACCACCGCCGGAGAGCCAGACGAGGUUGACAAACUCAAGACCAAGCUGAUGUCGGCGUGGAAUAACGUCAAAUACGGCUGGUCGGUGAAGUCGAAGACCACAUUCAACAAGAGCUCUCCGGUGACUGUAAUGGGCCACUCCUAUCUGCUCAAUAGUGAAGAUGCGGUGGAGUGGUUCAGGCGGGCGUUCGUGUCUCGGCUGUGGCUGACCUACCGUAGGGAGUUCCCCCAGCUGGAGGGCUCCACCCUGACUACAGACUGUGGCUGGGGCUGUAUGCUGCGGAGCGGACAGAUGCUGCUGGCCCAGGGCCUACUGGUACAUCUGAUGCCACCAGACUGGUCGUGGCCAGACGUCCAGCAGUUCGCCGACGUGGACUUUGAGGCUCUGAGACCCCGCUCCCCAUCCCGCGCUGGGGGCGUACCCAUCCCCUCCUUCGGCUACUCCUCCUCCUCGCGGACCCCCACCACGCCCCAGAAGACCUCCAUGCCAGGGGUCACGGCUCUCAACCAUAACCAGAAGAAGAGGCCUGAGUCGGGCAGGGACAGGCAGGCUGAGCCCCUCCACCGGAGGAUUGUAGCCUGGUUUGGGGACGAGCCCCCGGCCCCGUUUGGGGUGCACCAGCUGGUAGAAUUGGGGAAGAGCUCGGGGAAGAAGGCAGGGGACUGGUACGGCCCCUCAGUAGUGGCACACAUACUACGAAAAGCAGUGGCCAAGACUUCUGAGGUUCACAACCUGGCUGUAUAUGUAGCGCAGGACUGUACCGUGUACAAAAAGGACGUGGUGCAUCUGUGUGACCAGUCGUUGAACCAGAGUAUUUUGGAUCCUGAGGCCAGUGGUCCAGGCUGGAAGUCUGUCAUCAUACUGGUUCCAGUCCGACUAGGAGGAGACUCUCUCAACCCCUCCUACAUCCAGUGUGUCAGGAACAUUCUCAGGUUAGAAUGCUGUAUCGGAAUCAUCGGCGGCAAACCCAAGCAUUCGCUGUUCUUUAUCGGCUGCCAAGAUGAGCAGCUGCUGUAUCUGGACCCUCACUACUGUCAGGCCGUGGUGGACGUCACUCAAGACAAUUUCCCACUGGAGUCGUUCCACUGUAGCUCACCCAGGAAGAUGCCUUUCAGUCGCAUGGACCCCAGCUGUACUAUAGGCUUCUACGCCAAGAACAAGAAGGACUUUGAGUCUCUGUGUUCCGCCGUCUGUGUGGCCCUAUCGUCGUCCGACGAGAAGUACCCCAUCUUUACCUUCGUGGAGGGCCAGGCCCAGGACUAUGGACUGGUGGGCCACAGCUCCUCCCAUGGCACCGCCCACAUCCUGCCCCAAGGCAAGCUCAGCAGGAGCAACAACAUAGGCAGCUCUGACGAAUUUGUCUUCCUGUGAGUACUGGGUUGUGUACCUGAGGAACAGAAUGUAAGCAAAUGGGCCAGAACAGGGAAAGACUACCUGAGUUAGAAUUUUGGGAUGGAUUCGGUUUCCCUGUUUUAUAGUGGAUAUAUGCUUUCUGCUGUAUCACAAACUCUGGCAUUUGUACCCGUCAUAUUCGAGGCGAGGCUUCAACUGAAUCUCACUAUCGGUCUGUCUCUGUCUGGGCAGAAACGGGUCUUAUAAACUAACGCUAGACAUUACUAAGUUAGACUGUUGCCCAAUCCCAAAUGGACCCCUACGCCCUAUACACUUGUGGAGAUCUGAGUGGAUUUGACAGGUCUUAGUAAUAUAAACUCCACUAGGCUAGGUGGAAGCUUAUGCCAAUCAAAUCUGCUCCCAUCUCCACAAGUGCGUAGGGAUUUGGGAUGGGGCCUCUGACUUCAUUUUGGGAAUAAUAACAAAUGGAAACAUGGGGCCUGUUUGAUACAUGCUACAUGACAGGAGUCACUAGUAGUGGAAGACAUAAGUAACUCAGCACUGUUCUCUCUGACUUGUAUUAUAAUACUGCUGUACACUCCUGUUUUUUGUUGGUGUUGACUUUUUAAAUUAAUGUAUGUUCUGUAAGA
Molecule: messenger RNA, 2416 nt
Organism: Coregonus clupeaformis (lake whitefish)
Lineage: Eukaryota; Metazoa; Chordata; Actinopteri; Salmoniformes; Salmonidae
Gene: atg4da
Product: autophagy related 4D, cysteine peptidase a
Exons: 12
Coding region: 249-1805 (518 amino acids)
Molecular function (GO): protein-phosphatidylethanolamide deconjugating activity
Source: RefSeq, a predicted model, not a curated record